AAACUUAUUUUUAAGGAUAUUUGAUUAUUUGGAAGAAAGAUGGUCCCUUUCUGUCUCAUUUGUCAAACAAGUUGCUCUCGGAAAAAAAUGUGCUUCUUUCCUUUAAAGGAUACAAUAAUAGCUUCAAUACAAAAAUUAUUUUGCACAAACGUUGGAACACCUUGGAGUUUGGAACCACAGCUAUUAUCUGUAAUAUCUGUAAUAGUUUGUAUUUGAAUACAAACUAUUACAGUCCAAUUAUAAUAACCAAUUCUUAGCCCCAAACACCUCCUAAGAAGUUGCUUUGGAUGCCGAGUUGAUUUUUGUUGUUUGUUGUUAUUAUAGAUAGCUUAUGUAUUUGAAAUGAAUAAUAUUUUAGUUUGAAUUAUAAUAACAGAGAACAUCGACUAUUAGAAUGAAAAAUCUAAACAUGGUGUAUUAUAUUAGUCCACCUCACCCAAAGCAAAGUGGGACCCAAAUUUUUCUUAAAAAUUAAUUGUCGUAUAUAAAAUGAUUUGAACACUUGUAAGUCGAAUUAAUUUUAGUAUAUAAUUAGUGACAGGUGAAUUUGAAAUAGACACGAUCAGUAUUAAGUCAAACUUUACUAGCGAUUCAACUGACUGUGUGGAAAUAACAAUGAUAAAGAAAUAUGAAGAAUGAGGGUCUCAUUCAAGUGGAUCCUACAAGAUGAUCUACAUCAAAGCAAUAGUAAAGGACAAUGCUGUAUACUCUGUUAUGUUAUUGAAUGCAAGAUUAGUCAAUAUGAGGAUAUGAAAAAUGGAAAACUUUUUUAUUAUUAUUAUUAUUUUAGUGCAACAAUGGUGACAGUGAAGAUGGAAUAAUUUAUUAUUUUUUUUUAAAAAAUCAUCUUAUACUACUAAGCUCACUUUAAUUUAGGUUCACUUUAAUUUAGGUGUUUACUUAAGAUAAUGUAUUAUAAGAUACAAAUUUAAACUAGAAAUUGAGAUUUUCCCUUACUUUGAGUAUAUUAUUUUUAUUUUUUGAUAUUUCAAGUUAGAGUGAGUUAUUAUAGUCGAUCCCGUAUUUGGGGUCUUCAAUUGUAAUAGUUAAUUUUUCAAGCUAUUAUAAUCUAAAAUCAAGUUUAGUAUUAGUGUUUCAAAUUUCUCUUUAUUAUAGUAUUUAUUAUUUUUUAUAAUGUUUACUAUUUCUUACUCUUCAUCUGCAUCUUCAUUAGAGCGUAAAAUAUUUUCAACCUAUAUUAAAAUUAGUUUGCACCGUAAAUACAUAUUAUUAUUAGGAGUUUCUUCAAAAUUUUAACAAACCAGCAAAAUAUUUACAUUGUAUAAAACUUUUGAAAACGGAAAAAACCCACAAUGAAAAAUACUAAAAAUGUCUCAGUCAACACGCGACUAAUAGACCACACACACAUGUGUAAUUCUUCUUCUAAACAAUUAUGAUACGCGAUUAUGUGAGAUAUGAUAAGUAUCAACACUGGCCACGCACUCGUGUGUAAUUAUUCUUCUAAACGAAAGAUCAUGGUACGCGAUCGUGUAAAAAAUGAUACACGAUCGUGUAGGAAAUGAUACAUGAUUGUAAGUUCAUGAUAAACAAUAGUUUUGAAAAGUCAUGGUAAACGAUCAUGUAGUUCAUCUAAUUUAUCCACGACACAUUGAAAAAAAAUAUAAGAUUAAUGAUUGAUCGAAAACAAAGAUAAUAAUAGCAGAAGUAUAAAGAAAAAGAACAAUAAUAAUUGUAGAACAAUGAUUAUGAAUUCAAAAAAAUAUAAAAUAAAAAUUGUAGUAGAAGAAGAGAAGUAGAGACCGCCGCGGUGAAAAAUAUGGAAAGGAAAAAAGAAGAAAUCGGAGCCGUGUGAAAUUCAAAAGCGACAAGCGCAAACUUAAAAUAUUUAAAGAAAUAAUCGAUUUCAUGGACUUUUUAUUUUGUUAUACAAGCCAUAAAUAUUGUAGUGUUAAGUUACAUUACCGUAUUAUUACAUGAAAAUAUAAUAAACGAAAUGCUCUAACCAUCCUUGAAAUAAACAUUUUAAUGAAAACAAAAUUAUAUUUCAUGUUUCAAAUAUAAGUUUAGUAGAAGAUUCAGAAAUUGGAUACUAAAGCAAUUGAAAACUUGAUGCAGUUACUAAAAUAUUAAAUAUUAUGUGACGAUGAAAUGCUGCAUGUUCAAAAAAUUGUAUAAAAAUUGCACUAGCUAAAUUUUAUCAAUUCUAAAUAUUAAUAGGUGAUAAAUAGUAACAUGAAGUUUAUGGAUAUCUAAUAUCGAAAUAAUCUAAAAUUUUGAUAUAUUAUCGGAAAUAUUAUAAUUUAUUUUAAAGGUUGUAUUAAAAGUGAAAGCGUGGAGGAAGGAAAAAGAGAAAGAAAAAAAGAAAAGAAACAAACACUUUGGUGCUGUUGCUGAGAAAGACUGGGUGAGAAGGAGAUGGGGCAUAUACGUAAAUUGACCAACACACCAUCCGUGCGGAUGGGCCCCACGCGUAAGACGGACACUACUUUUUGUUUUUAGUUAUUUUGCAUAGAAAAAGAUAUAUAUAUAUAUAUCAAUAGCUUGGGGAACAAGUAGGUUACCUUCAUCAUCUGGUAAGCAUUGCCCAAAUUCCAAUUCCCACCUUCAUAAUUAUCCUCUCACUCCCCUUUUUCCUUUUCUUUUUUCCCUUUUACUUCAACUCAAAAUGCCAAUUUCAUAUUUUAUACUCUCAUCUCACAAAUCAUUAAAUUUUCAUUUUUACUUAACUCCAAUACUUAUACAAAUAUAAAUUUAAGGUAACUGUUUUGUUUUUAAAAAUUAUGGUUAAUUUUUUUUCUAUUUUUUAAAAGGAAUUUUAUUUAUUUAUUUAUUUAUUUUAUGAGUCAAAUUCUGAAAUUAAAACUUUUUUUGUGCUAAAUUUUCAAGACACUGGAAACGAAUAGAUAGCAAAACAAAAGAAUUUAGAAUCAUGGUAAAAUAAGCAUCAUUUUCAGAAACGAAAAAACCAAGAGUCAAUCGUCAUCAAAAUGUGUUGGUAAUUAAUUUUUUGUUUAUGAUACUUCAAAAUUAAGAAUUUAGCUUCUCUCAAUCUUUCACAAUUGCUUGUAUCUUUUUAGUUUUCGUCUUUUACUUCUUUCUUAAUUCCUAAUCAAAUUUCAAAUAAAAAAAACAAAAUUUUAUCGAAAAUUUAGUUAAGAAUUGGACUCCUUCACUUAAAGAAAAAAAAAAGCAAAACAUUGAUAAAAUAUAGAUAAUAAAGAAAAAAAAAACUAGAGAUAGAAGUGGUAAUUGUAGACUUAAUCUUAAAAAAAACAAAAGAAAAAAAAAUCAGAAAAGCAAUAACAAAUGUUUACAAAAAUCCAACCUCAACCUUAAAACUUUGACAUUUAAAACUCGUAGAUCUACCUGACACAAAAAUCAAAAGUCUUUUUAAAUUUAUAUCGAAUAGAACAGUUUAUUUUAAUCUGGUAGGAACUUAUUAUAUUUAGGGACCGAAGAAAAAUAAAGAUUAGAAAGCAAUGACCAAAUAUGUAAUUUAAGUUAAAAGAGAAACUUCGUGGCUAAGAAAGAAAACGAAAGAAACACAAAACACCACGUACGAUCUCUUUGGAUGUGACUCUCAAGAUGGCCUGAAUUCCCCACCACUCCCUCAACACCCUUCACGUCAUCAAUCUUUUGGAUAUUUUCCCAAACCUUCAUAUUGCCUUUUUCACUUCCUUCUUCAUCAUAGAUAUAGAUGCCUAUAAAACCCCUUCUCUUUGGUUUCCUUACCCCUUUUGCUUCUCUUCUCUUCUAAAACUCUUAUUUACCCAAAAAACAAAAAUCCCAAAACCAAAGGCAAAACCAUUGUUUUUCUUUGUUUCAACCAGUGAGAGGAGUUUGAAGAAAGCGCAUGACGUCUGAGAAUUCUAGUGGAGGAAAGACAUCAAGAAAGAGGCGAAAUGGGUAUGUUUCAGUAGUGGACACUCUAAACAAGUGGAAGAAGUUGAAUAAUCAAUUGGAGGAUUUGGCUAAAGAUGGAGGAGUAGAGGAAACUCGUAGAGUUCCAGCUAAGGGCUCCAAGAAAGGUUGCAUGAGAGGGAAAGGAGGACCUCAGAAUUCAGAUUGCAAUUUUAGAGGUGUUAGACAGAGGACAUGGGGAAAAUGGGUAGCUGAAAUUAGAGAGCCAAUUGCGAGUAACAAUAAUACCCGUUUGAAGAAGAAAGGCACUCGUUUAUGGCUAGGCACUUUCUCCACUGCUCACCAGGCUGCUCAUGCUUAUGAUGAAGCUGCCAAAGCCAUGUAUGGCCCUUUUGCUCGUCUUAAUUUUCCUGAUUCUUCUUCUCCUCCUGUUAUGAAACCAUUAACAUCAGAGCAUUCUGAUACGAUAUCUCCUGUUGCUUCUUCCUCCUCUUCUUCUUCGUUCUUUAAUGGAGUACCUGCAGAGAAAAUGAAGGGCUGUUAUUCAAUGGACAAGCAAGAGAAUUGUGAGUAUGAAUCAAUGGAGGAACUGAAGGUGAAAGUGGAAGAAACAGCAAGAAGUAGAGUCCAUUGCACAGAUAUUAAACCCAAUUCAUUUUAUGAUUCUAACAUUGGGAACAGAUCAGAAGGAAAUAUAAUGGAAGGGUUAGCUGAUGUUUUAAGAAGCCAUGAUCAGAAUAGCCCUUCUGAGCUUUGUUUUAAAUUUGAAGCUAUGGAUACAAAUGGCUGCAAUGACUUGAAUGAAUGCAAUCAAUAUGUGCUACAGAAGCUUCAGAGUGAUCCAUAUGGAAGAACUUACUGGAUUCCAGCCGAGUGGGAGAUCGGCGAUCUUGGGUCUGCGACGGUGAUGGAAGGAAAGCCAAUGGAGAUUGAGAGCUAUGGAGAUUGUAUGGCCUUCAACCGUGAUCUGGGUUUGUUGCUGGAUCGGCAAAAACACAUGGGAGUUGGUGACCAGAGAGUUGAUGAUUGUAACAACUUUGAGUUUUUGAGACCUGAUUAUGAUUUUGGGUUGGAGGAGGAACGAAAGUGGCUUGAUUUAUGCUUCCAUGGAUGAAGAUUGAAAGUUUAGGCAGUGUAGUUUUUUCUUUCGUUACAAUUCUAUUCUAUUUUGAGCGUACAUAGUAGUUUCAUUUCUUCUUCUUUUUGUAGACCCCUGUUCUUUUGUGCACCUUGAAUAACAUGAGAUAUUAGAAUGAAGUAUCAAUAUUCAUUUGUUUCUUGAUUA
This is a messenger RNA of Cucumis melo (muskmelon), 5107 nucleotides long. Its product is annotated as ethylene-responsive transcription factor ERF036. NCBI's taxonomy places the organism in Eukaryota, Viridiplantae, Streptophyta, Magnoliopsida, Cucurbitales, Cucurbitaceae. The transcript is spliced from 2 exons. Gene Ontology annotation, molecular function: DNA-binding transcription factor activity; transcription cis-regulatory region binding. The record is from RefSeq and is a predicted model, not a curated record. Bases 3815 to 4936 code for a protein of 373 amino acids. Gene Ontology annotation, cellular component: nucleus. Gene Ontology annotation, biological process: positive regulation of DNA-templated transcription; response to stress.